Lontra canadensis (Northern American river otter) is the source of this 1817-nucleotide messenger RNA. It is a transcript of the gene CCDC9B, whose product is annotated as coiled-coil domain containing 9B. The coding region runs from base 351 to 1700 and encodes 449 amino acids. The transcript has 11 exons. Lineage: Eukaryota; Metazoa; Chordata; Mammalia; Carnivora; Mustelidae. The record is from RefSeq and is a predicted model, not a curated record.
GUGAAGCCGGCAGGGAGAGGCCGGCAAAGGCCCCGGCUCCGGCUCCCGUGGCUCUGCAGCUCCGGCUUCCCUCCUGCUCUGGCUCCCCUGGGGCUGUUCUGGAAUUCUCUCGGUGCCCACUGUUACCAUGCACUCAGCUGGACCUCACAGAGCCGAGUCACCCAUGAGCAGGCAGGAAGAGAAGGAUGCCGAGCUGGACCGGAGGAUAGUUGCCCUUCGAAAGAAGAACCAGGCCUUACUACGUAGGUACCAGGCCUUUCUGUGUGCAUCUGGGGGGCCGUGGCCUGUGCUGACCCAGGGCCCUCCCGCAGGAGAUCCAGGAAGACCGGCGGCAGGCAGAGCAGGGGGGCAUGGCCGUGACCACAGCAGAAUUCCUCCAGCCUGAUGGCCUCACUGUCACUAUCAGCCAGGUUCCUGGUGGGAAGCGGGUGGUCAGCCGGAACUGGGCAAGACCCCUCAGACCUGGAGCAGCUGACGAGAUGCUUGAGGAUGAGGGAGGGGAUGACCACACUGGUACUUUCUGUCUGGGGCAGCGGGUGGAGCUGGCUGUGACCAUGGAAAACAAAGCCGAGGCCAAGCGGAUCGUGAGUGAGAAGCCCAGCAGAGCAAGGAACCAGGUCGCAGAAGAGUCACGUGGAAGGGGCUUGGGCCGGACCCCCUCCAUGCAGAUGCCCGUCAGCUCGGAUUCUGCACGGAAAGGUACUCGGGAGUCCCAGAGUCCAGGACUGGUCCCAGGCUCGGUUCCUCACUGGCCCAUGGGGGGACCCUUGGAGGUGGGCUGGGACUAUGCCCAGUGGAAGCAGGAGCGGGAGCAGAUCGACAUGGCUCGUGUGGCCAGGCACAGAGACGCACAGGGUGACUGGCGUCGGCCGUGGGACCUGGACAAGACCAAGCCCACGCUACAGGACUCCAGCAAGCUUCAGGAAGAGGGCCUGGCAAGGGUGGGCGGCACCAGGGGUCCCAGGAGCCACCGGAAAUCACAACCCCCACCACUGUCCCUUGAUGGUAAAGGUGGUACUACUCGGGGUGGGCAACCCAGCAGACCCUCAGUGGUGUCGGCCACACGAAGCAAAGCCCGGGGGACAGAGAGGCUGACCGGCAGGGCCCGCAGGUGGGAAAUGAAGGAAGUCAAGGAGGAGCCACAGAACCAAGAGGGAAGUCAAAGUACCAGAAAGACCUGGAGCGAGGAGGAACAUUCACAGAAGCAGAGCCCGACGGAGCUGGGCCGACGCACAAGUGCCCCAGCAACUAGCCCAGCCCCAGGAUCCCCAGGGGGCCCAAAAAGGGAAUCAGGAGCCUCCAUAGCCAGUCCAAACCCUAGCUCUCCACAAAACACUGACUUAGUUCCCCUUGACCUUUCUCUUGGAGGGGCCAGUAGCCCUGGGUCUGGGGAGAGUAUGUGUGCACUCACUCUAAGGCCUGGGGCCCAGGAGAACCCAGUGUCCUCGCCACCACCAGAUGGUUCUGAGCAGAUCCUGGGGUGGAAUGACACCCAGGCUGAGCCAGAAGUACAGCCUAGUUCCGAGCCACAGGGAGAAGCAAGGCCCCUAGAGCCCAGAGAAGACAGGUCUGGCAAGGCUGGGGCCCAGCAGGCCUUGGCACCACGAAGCAGGCCGCCCAGAGGAAUGGGCCAAAGGGCAAGGGGCACAAGAGGUAUGAAAAGCAGGACAGGAGGGCCUGGCCCUGCAGGAAGAUGCUGAGUAAAACUCCUGGGAGCACAGGGGCCGGGCUGGGGAGAGGAAGAGUGAAGAACACAGGCGGGAGUCUGGCGUGGGAUGGGUGUGUGGAUGCAGGUGGCUUGUGGCUGUCUGGCUGCA